AAUUUUUGCAUCUGAAGUUAUAUUAAUUUCCUAAGGGAAAUUCUGUGUUGUUCUUCAAACAUUUUCAGAUCUGAGCAGUGAAGAAAUAAUAAUAACAAAGUGAUACUUGUUUGCCUGUUUAAAAUGAAAAAUUACUUUAUUGGGAUUUUUGUGCAAAUUAGUGCUGUUUUUCUCUCCCAGUGUCCCUCCUUUAUUGAGAUUCUGAGAGUCCUUCACCCUGUGGCCUUAAACAUAACAAACAAAUCAUGGUUUGCAACUCCAGUCGUGUUGGCAGUGAUUUCUCUAAGCAAACGAAAAAACUCAUUGAGGGCGUCUGUUUAAUCUGUGUUGAGAAUGCUGCUUUCCUACUGAAUCUUUAAUGUACUUUUGGGAGUGAAGUGUUUUCAUGAUGUCUUUCUCUCGCUUUACACAAACUACAUCCAAUACAAUUCCAUUGUAGGAGCACUUCACAAAUUGCUCUGUCAUUCCAUCAGAAGAGAGCUGGAUGCAACUCUUCCAUCCUUGCUGUUGCACAAGUCUGUGAGUUUUUGUUGUAUGUAGUUCAGUGGGCUGACAAGGUGGCUUCGAAAAAAAAAAAACAAAAACAAAAACAAAAACCAAAAGCAGCAACAGAAGAUGUUUCACACUGUUCAGUAUCAACCUUUGAGACUGAUAACCCAAAACAGUCUUUCUAAAAUUUGUUUAAAACUGAUGUUUUCAAGACUGGUAACAUUUGAACGGAUAUCAAAGUCAUGGUUCUCGAGCCAUUCUCUUAUUGGAAACAAAAAUAUUAUCCUGAUGGGACCUCCAGGUGCUGGGAAAACAACAGUUGGGAGAAUAGUAGGUCAGAAGUUAGAUUGCCCUGUCAUAGAUAUAGAUGAUGAUGUCCUUGAAAGAACCUGGAAUAUGAGUGUGUCAGAAAAACUGCAGGAUGUUGGUAAUGAGCAAUUUUUAGAGGAGGAAGGAAAAGCCCUUUUGAAGUUUUCAGCAUCUGGAAGUGUCAUUUCCCUUACUGGGUCCAAUCCAAUGCACACUGCUGGCAUGCAGCAUGUGAAAAGAAAUGGCAUAGUUGUAUAUCUUGAUGUGCCCACAAUGGUCAUUAUGAGUCGCCUGAAGUCAAUGAAAGUGGAUCGCAUCGUGGGCCAGGGUCCUGCUACUUCUCUUAAGGACAUACUUCAGUUUAGGAAGCAAUUCUACAAAAGGUGGUACGAUGUUCGCGUUCUUUGUGGGGGCAAUAUGGCAGCAGAGGUUGUAGCAGAAAAGGUGCUUGAUGCUGUGAAGAGAUACCAAAACUCAGAAGUGGAAACUUAUGUUUCAACUAGGAGUACACAAAACAACUCUCACAAGUAUUUCAGUGAUGUUGUCGUUGGAGGCUUAGCCUCGGAUGGAGGACUUUUUGUCCCUGAGAGAGGACUUCCAGUGUUGACUGCUGAAGAAUGGCAAACUCUAAUAGGAGCAACUUAUGCUGAAAGAGCUCAGGUGAUACUAGAGAGAUGCAUACAUCCUGCUGACAUUCCUGCUUCUAAACUGAGAGAAAUUAUUGGAACUGCAUACGGAGAAAACUUUACUUGUUCUAAAAUUGCCCCAGUUAGACAUUUGACAGGCAAUCAGUUUCUCCUUGAGUUAUUUCAUGGACCAACGGCUUCAUUUAAAGAUUUUGCGUUACAGAUGAUGCCACAUAUAUUCGCAUACUGCAUUCCCAGGAGCUGCAAUUACUUGGUUCUGGUAGCUACUUCUGGUGACACAGGGAGUGCUGUCUUAGAUGGAUUUAGUCGUCUCCAUGACACUGACAAACAGAGAAUUGCUGUGAUGAGUUUUUUUCCUGAGGAUGGAGUAAGCCCAAUUCAAAAAUCACAGAUGAUUGGUUGUCAGAAAGAGAAUGCCUGGUCAGUAGGUGUCAAAUCUGAUUUUGAUUUUUGCCAGACCGCUAUAAAGAAAAUCUUUACCAACUCAGAUUAUACUGGCUAUCUUACAGUAGAGUAUGGCACUGCUUUAGCAGCAGCAAACUCCAUAAACUGGGCACGACUGCUUCCUCAGGUAGUUUAUCAUGCCUCUGCAUACCUCGAUCUUGUUCAUCAAGGUAUUAUUAUAUUUGGAGACCCUGUAGAUGUUUGCAUUCCUACAGGGAACUUUGGCAACAUAUUAGCUGCCUUGUAUGCCAAAAUGAUGGGAAUCCCUAUUAGAAAAUGCAUUUGUGCUUCCAAUGAAAACAAUGUUUUGACAGACUUUAUAAGAACAGGUAUUUAUGAUUUGAGGGGAAGGAAAUUAGUUCCAACUUUUUCACCAGCAGUAGAUAUUUUGAAGUCCUCUAAUCUUGAGCGAUACUUGCACCUGAUUGCUGAUGGUGAUGGACAGCUGUUGAUACAGUUAUAUAACCAGCUGGAAAAUCAGGGCCACUUUCAGCUGCAGAAAGACCUACUUGAAAAGCUUCAGCAGAACUUGGUGGCUGGGUGGUGCUCUGAGGAGGACUGCCUCGCUGCCAUUCACUCUGUCUACAGCACUACAGGAUAUAUUCUGGAUACACACACAGCUGUUGCUAAAGUAGUUGCAGAUCGAUUACAAGAUAGAACUUGUCCAAUUAUUAUUUCAUCUACAGCUCAUUAUUCUAAGUUUGCACCUGCUAUCUUGAGGGCCUUGAAGAUUACGGAAAUAAAACAAAACCCAUUAAGUCAGCUUCACUUGCUGAGUUCUUACAGCCCUCUGCCUCCAGUCCACUGGGGCCUAUUAGCGACCCUGAAAAAGAAUGAGAAUGAGGGUCACCGGGUCUGCGCUGCUGAUUUAAGUAUGUUGAUGUCUUGUAUAGAAACCUUAAUUCAAAAUCAUUUUAUGAAAGUUUUCUGAGCAGCCGGUCAGAUGUGUACUCUGUCAUUUGUGGUACCUUAUCAAACUGCAUGUUUUAAUAAAGUCAUGAUUUAUCUGGCUCGUGUCCAGUUCACAGCGUAACAUCCGCAGUUGUAUCUUUUUAUAAUUGUCAGAUUUUCAGCAGUAUUCUUAUGCAUGUGAGAUUUCUAGUAGCGUGGAACAGUUCUGAAUGGAGAGACUGGAAGCCUGGAGUAUUCUUGCAGGCCACAUGCCUUAGGGACAGCAGCAGAGCAGGCUUUUCUUGGUAGCACCGUCUCAUUCACAAGCUGAAGCAUUCUCCCCUGAAGGAGGGAGGUAAUGAAGUCUGUCCUGAAAGUAAUGGCUCUAGUUUUGUUGCAAGAAUGAUGUGAUCACCUGACCAGGAGGUGAUCAGUUAAAGUUUAACUAACUUCACUUAGGACGCCAAAACACAAUAAGAUAGUGAUGAUGCUCAAAUAUUCCUAGUGAAGUGUGAUUUCACUAUAAAGAUUAAAGCAUACGUAUUCUGUUAAUCCUUGAACCAUGUAAUUUUAUGGUAUGCUACUUUCUUGUAUGAUGCUCUUUUUAUGUUUUGUGGGCCAACAUUUAUGUAAAACAUCUGGUUAUUUUGUUUGUCAGACAUCUUUCUUUUUCCUUCCAGAUAUUCUUCUGCGUAUGAUAGAAUCCUUUCUUUAAUAUUUGUACCUUUUGAGAUACAGCUCAUCCUCCAGUGUGCCAGUAGUCUUUCCUAGGUCUUUUCUAGUUUAACUUUUUGACAUUAGAAUACUUCUUUAAUGCUAUUGACUAGUGUUAGCAUCAGUCUUCCUAGAUAAGAUCCAAACUUAAGGAUUUAUUUACAUUUAUUUAUUGUAUACUAUUUUUUUUCAUAGAGUUCGUGUAUCUUUCUAAUUCCUUCUGUUGUCAUAUGUAUUUUUUUUUAGGUUAAUGUUCUCAACGUUCUAUUCAUGUUUUGCAUGAAUUACAGCAAGGAAGUGUCUCACAGGUCUUGGUAGCUCAUCAAGUAAAGUGAAGGAUGAACUUCAGUGCCUUGCCUGGCAAAUGCAAUGCCAUCAGAGGUAUUCGUUGUGCAACCUGAAGUAGGUCUUUGCUAGCAGUCUGUCUUUGCUAAUGAUAGGCUCUGUGCUGGUUGUUUUUUUUACUUGUUGUUUUGUUUUUUAAUUAAAAAAAAAAUAGAGCAUAUUGCCUGAGGCGAUUGUAUGGUUUUGGGCAAUCUUACUCUGCUAAUUAUAGACUAUAUUUGGCAAGAGCAGGAAAUAUAUCUACAUUUCAUGCUAUGAGGAAUACUAAAAUAAUGUAUUGGCAAGUUGUGAAUUGCAGCCAGUUACAGGUAAAGAGCUGGAAGUAGUCAGAUGGGAGUACGUACACCAAGAUUCAGCAGGAGAAAGGUAUUGGCAAGAGAGGUGGUAAUUGGUGACAUUUUUGCCUCCUUGAGAAGGAGCAUCUCAUUUAUGUUAGGACUUGAUCUCUUGCCAAAAUAUAGAGACAAAACAAUGCUCAUAGAAUCAUUCCUUCCCUUCUGUUGUGGGUCUGCUUGUACUUUCUGCCACAUUAGAGGUGCAGAAAACACUAUUCAGCAAACUACUUGAAAAAAUUCUCCAUUUAUGUAGUGUUCCACUGUAAACUGAAAGACCCAACAUGAUGUGCAUUUGCCACAGUGAAUAUGUUGUAUAAUAAAGUUAUAUGUAGCUGAUAAAGGUGUGAGUGACCAAAUAGCUUUUUGGGUGCUGCCAUUUUUGCAUGCCUUUCCAAGAUCUGCCAGUUUACUUUUUUGUUUAGACCUUAUUUCUUAUUUCUGCAGUAACUUCAAAAAAUCUUUUUCUAACACAAGAACGAUCAUACAGUAUAUAAUUUAAAAAUGUUGUGUAGGUAUACUGCCAAAAAAGAAGCAAUGUGUUGGUGAUUAGUGUCCAUCUACCUUGCAUUUCUGAAUUUAUCAGUUUGGUUCCUACAUUAGUCCCAAGUGUAACACUACAAUACAUGAGUUCUAAAUCUUUGAAGUUUAAAAAAAAAAAAAAAGUUGUUUCCAUUACUGAGAUGGGAAUGGGUUUUGUUGUAAGGACUUGGAGAAAUUCUGUACUAUUUGGCUCCAUGAGGCUUAGUGCUGCAUGUUACCAUAAGGCAGUUUGUCACACGCAGUUGCAGUGUGUUUUUGAAGUACUUCCAAAGACAAGCUUGUUUUCAUAGGAAGUACCUGAAAGAGAAAAGCUGAGGUUCUAAACACGAUUAGGCUAAAAGACUCUGACCUACCUGGAAUUAACUGAUUGUUAGAUAGUAACAACUAAGCAACAUAUCUAACAAGAUUUAUUUUGGCAUGAUUCAAACAAUCAAUAUUUCAAAGUUCAUGGCUGUAGCUCGAGCUUGGUUUGAAGGGAAAAGUAUUAGUAAAAUUCCUAUUUACAAUGUUUGACAUGGUAUGAAAAUAUAAAGGGUUGAUAUGGUUACAUGAACUCUGUAAGAACUCAGCUGUACUUAUGGGUUUUGUGAAGCUGAAAUACACAAAGGUAGUGAUUAAAGAGCAUGUAAAAUGUUAAGACAUUUUCAGAAAUGUACUAAUAAUACAAUACUUGCUCGAUUACAUUGUUUAGGAACGUAAUAACUGAACUUCAUCAUACAUGAAAUGAA
Molecule: messenger RNA, 5442 nt
Organism: Meleagris gallopavo (turkey)
Lineage: Eukaryota; Metazoa; Chordata; Aves; Galliformes; Phasianidae
Source: RefSeq, a predicted model, not a curated record